CCAAUUGCAUCGAAGACGGGUGAUUUUAAGCUUGUUUUCAGCGUCGCAGAUCAUAAGUGGCAAUUCUUCUGCACUUUCAUCGCACGUAACAUCGGUCAAUUAAAACUCGCGAUGGGCAAGGAAAAGGCGUCGGCUGCUCUGUUCGAUCAGCUGCAGGCUGCCAUCGAGGGUGGAGAGGGAGAAGAAAUCGUGGGAAAGAUGAAGGGAAUUGUGGUGUUUGAUAUUGAUGGUGAGAAGUGGACGUUGGAUCUCACGCCCGGCUCACGCAGCGUGAAGAAGGGUGCACCAGAGGGCAAGCCAGACCUGACCCUCACCAUCUCUGACGAAAACUUCGUCAAGCUUGUCAUGGGCAAGAUGGGACCUCAGCAGGAUGCCUGGGUGAUCCAUGAGGGCCUGGGAGGUCAGAACAAUCUACUGCUGGCUGUCUUUGACGGCCAUGGGCAGGAGGGUGACAAAGUUUCCAGGCAUGUAGCAGCAACGCUGCCGGGAUUGAUGGCCAACUCGUCAGCCUUCAGGGCCAAGCGCUUCAAGCAGUGCUGUGAGGAGCAAUUCCCGGCCUGCAAUGCAAGUUUGCGCAAGCUGAAGACAGUCAACUCCAUGUUGUCUGGCAGCACCGGUGUCAUCGCUCUGCUGCAGGCAAGCUCCUCCCUCUUUGCAGGAAGCAGGCUCCUCGUGGCCAACAUUGGGGACUCGCGCUGCAUGCUAGGCCGCAUCUCCAGCACAGGAGUUGUCUCCUCGGUCUCCCUCUCUGUCGAUCACAUCCCGGAUGUCCCCAGCGAAGCUGCACGCAUCAGGGCACAAGGGGGUCGCCUGGAGCCCUACACAAUAGGAGGGGAGCAGAUGGGGCCAACGCGGGUGUGGCUGGCUGACAAAGACACGCCGGGGCUGUCAAUGACGAGGGCCUUUGGGGACACAAUUGCCUCCAGCGUGGGGGUCAUUGCGCAGCCGCAUGUGUUGGAGAUCACUCUGGAGCCAGAGCACCAGUACCUGGUGCUGUGCAGCGACGGCAUCUACGAAUUCAUGAGCAACGACGAGAUUGUCGGCAUCGUGCAUGCAGAGGCCGAGAAGGGCGCACUGCCCGCCCAGAUUGCCAAACUGCUGGUCCAAACGGCGCGGCACCAGUGGAUGGCAGAGGAGGAUGGCGGCGUGGACGACUGCACUGCCAUCGUCUGCUUCCUUACGCGCGGCAACCUCAAGCCAGGCGCCCUCACUCCGGCGCCACUGCCUCCCUCCCCUGCCGCUGCUGGCAUCAGCAGGCCAUCCAUCAGCAGGCAUGCUGCCCUGCGCAUGUCGGGGACUCCGCUGGUGGAUUUGCCUCAGCAGAUCGAUGUGGCAGCCAAUGCGACGCAGGCUGCCACAGCACCCCUGCCCAAGGCGCCCUCAGGAAGUGCCUCUGGCAGGAAACUGACAGCAGAGGGAGGGCAGUCGAUCCUGGCAGCUAUCACGCAGGGCAGGUAA
Coccomyxa subellipsoidea C-169 is the source of this 1458-nucleotide messenger RNA. Its product is annotated as protein serine/threonine phosphatase 2C. Gene Ontology annotation, biological process: protein dephosphorylation. Bases 112 to 1458 code for a protein of 448 amino acids. Gene Ontology annotation, molecular function: protein serine/threonine phosphatase activity; cation binding. NCBI's taxonomy places the organism in Eukaryota, Viridiplantae, Chlorophyta, Trebouxiophyceae, Coccomyxaceae. The transcript has 10 exons. The record is from RefSeq and is a predicted model, not a curated record.